Molecule: messenger RNA, 636 nt
Organism: Puma concolor (puma)
Lineage: Eukaryota; Metazoa; Chordata; Mammalia; Carnivora; Felidae
Source: RefSeq, a predicted model, not a curated record
AUGGCGGGCAUCGGCGGAUGGCAUGUACAGUUGGAUCACUUGAGCCUCCUGAAGCAGUUUGAACACCUGGACCCUCAGAAUCAGCACACAUUCGAGGCUCGGGACCUAGAGCUGCUGAUCCAGACGGCUACCCGAGACCUUGCCCAGUAUGAUGCAGCCCAUCACGAAGAGUUCAAACGCUACGAGAUGCUCAAGGAACAUGAGAGACGCCGUUAUCUGGAGUCACUGGGAGAGGAACAGCGAAAGGAGGCAGAGAGGAAGCUGGAAGAGCAACAGCGCCGGCACCGAGAGCAUCCCAAAGUCAAUGUACCUGGCAGCCAAGCCCAGUUGAAGGAGGUGUGGGAGGAGCUGGAUGGAUUGGACCCCAACAGGUUUAACCCCAAGACCUUCUUCAUAUUGCAUGAUAUCAACAGUGAUGGUGUCCUGGAUGAGCAGGAGCUGGAGGCCCUCUUCACCAAGGAGCUGGAGAAGGUGUAUGACCCAAAGAAUGAAGAAGAUGACAUGAGGGAAAUGGAGGAGGAGCGGCUUCGCAUGAGGGAGCACGUGAUGAAGAACUUCUUGGAACACAACCGGCUCUUUUCCACCUUAGAGCUCUUGGUCAUGCUGUUCCCCACACUAUCAAUUCCACCGGACUGA